This is a messenger RNA of Rotaria sp. Silwood2, 348 nucleotides long. Lineage: Eukaryota; Metazoa; Rotifera; Eurotatoria; Philodinida; Philodinidae. The record is from the annotation of a GenBank genome assembly.
AUGUCAUGGACAUUAAAAAAUGUUUUACCAUAUGUACAAUUAUAUCCGGAUGCAUGUGAACAAUUAUCAUCUAUAUGUAAAAUAAUAUCACAAAAAAGUCGUGAAAAUCUUUCAAAUGAAGAUCAACAAAUAAUUCAAGAAUUCAAAAAAGAUUUAUAUAUAUUAAUUUAUCGUUUUAAUGAUAUACGUUCAUCAUGGACAAUAAUACUUGAUUUAACACGUGAUAUGUGUGAUUUACAAGCAUCACAUGAUGAACGUUUACAAAUAUUAAAUCGUCGUGGUCUACCUGUAUUAACAUCAAUAUUUUUUACUAUUUUUUCAUUAUAUCAUGAUCAAACACAAACAUAA